Apodemus sylvaticus (European woodmouse) is the source of this 496-nucleotide messenger RNA. Its product is annotated as 40S ribosomal protein S25-like. Gene Ontology annotation, cellular component: cytosolic small ribosomal subunit. Gene Ontology annotation, molecular function: structural constituent of ribosome. Bases 65 to 442 code for a protein of 125 amino acids. The transcript has a single exon. The record is from RefSeq and is a predicted model, not a curated record. Lineage: Eukaryota; Metazoa; Chordata; Mammalia; Rodentia; Muridae.
UUUACUUUUUUUUUCGACAUCUUAGGGAGGCUGCAGUGAUCCACACUACUCUCUGAGUUUCGCCAUGCCGCCCAAAGACGACAAGAAGAAGAAGGAUGCCGGAAAGUCGGCCAAAAAAGACAAAGACCCAGUAAAUAAAUCUGGUGGCAAGGCCAAAAAGAAGAAGUGGUCCAAAGGCAAAGUUCGGGACAAGCUGAACAAUCUCGUCCUGUUUGACAAAGCUACAUAUGACAAGCUCUGUAAGGAAGUUCCCAACUAUAAGCUUCUUACUCCAGCUGUGGUCUCUGAGAGACUGAAGAUUCAAGGUUCCUUGGCCAGGGCAGCCCUUCAGGAGCUACUUAGUAAAGGACUUAUCAAGCUGGUUUCCAAGCACAGAGCCCAAGUAAUUUACACCAGAAACACAAAGGGUGGAGAUGCGCCAGCUGCUGGUGAAGAUGCAUGAGCAGAUUCAAUCAGCUGUACAUUCGGGAAAAUAAAACUUUAUUGAAUCAAAAAA